CUGAUUUGUCUUCACUGAAAACAAGGCUUUUCACCACUAAUCUAUUCUGUUAAUCUAUUCAUUACUGAAGCGGUGGAGUGGUGGGAUGAUGGAUGAGAGAAAGAAGCACUUUGUGGUGGUUCACGGAGCUUGCCACGGCGCGUGGUGCUGGUAUAAGGUGGCGGCGCUGCUUAGAGCGGAGGGCCACAAAGUUAGCGCCCUUGACAUGGCCGCCUCCGGAAUUCAUCCCAAACGCGCCGAGGAAGUGGGUUCCAUGGCGGAAUACAACCAACCCUUGACGGAAUUCAUGGCGGCGUUGCCGGCGGAUGAGAAGGUGGUUCUGGUAGGCCAUAGCCAAGGUGGGAUUAACAUAUCACUUGCCAUGGAGGCUUUUCCUCACAACAUAUCUGUUGCUGUGUUUGUCGCUGCUUUCAUGUAUGGCCCUCAUCUAAGCCAUCGUGCCAUCAAACAAGAGUUCAUACUUAGCUUUCAAGAACAAAUUGGUGGUGAUCAAAGUCAUGUACAGUUCAACCGACAACUGGAAUCUUACAUGGACACAAAAUUUGAGUACAAAGAGGGAGAAGACAAGGAACCACACCCGGUCUCCAUCCUCUUUGGUCAUCAGAUGCUACAAAAGUUGUUGUAUCAGCUCUCUCCACCAGAGGAUUUGAGUUUGGCAAAGUUACUGGUACGAGGUAUGCCCAUGUGGAGAGAUGGAAAUAAUGGUGAUGAUGAGGAGUAUGCUUUGAGUGAGGAAAAGUAUGGAUCAGUUAAGCGAGUCUAUGUGGUUUGUGGCAAAGAUAAAAGCUUGAAGGAGGAGUAUCAACGAUGGCUAAUCCAAAUGAAUCCCACCCAUGAGGUUUGCGUCAUCCCCCACGCUGAUCACAUGCCUAUGUUCUCCCAGCCUCACCAACUCUCUUCUUGUCUGCAACUCAUCUCCCACAAAUAUCACCAUUCAUCAUCAUCAUAAAACUGUAGGUUAGUAAGUUUAUUUAUAAUAAAUAAAGAGUUAAUACUACAAAUGGUUAUCUGACUAUUGGGGUAGUACUCCUUUUAAUUCUGGACUUUCAAUUCGACCAAAACACAUGCCUUUAACUUUCACUUUUUACUGCAAAUACUCCUUUGUUAUGAUUUUUGUCAAGUGGGUGUUAAAUCUAAGGGUAAUAUCAUCAAAUCUAAAAGUAUUAAUGUUACUAAGUAGAAUGAAACCAACCAGAUUUCAAAAAAAAAAAAAAAAAAAAAAAAAAAAAAAAAAAGUUGGUUUCAUUGUUUUUUGGGUGCGCGGGUUGGUUUCAUUCUGCUUAGUAACAUUUAAUACUUUUAGAAUUGAUGAUAUUACCAUUAGAUUUACCACCCACUUGACACAAAUCACAACGAAGGACUAUUAGUAGUCAAAAUGAAAGUUAAAGUAUAUAUGUGUUUUGGUCGAAUUAAAAGUCGAGGACUAAAAGAAGUACUACCUCAAUAGAGAGGACCAUUUGUGGUAUUAACUCAUAAAUAAACUUAUAAUUAACAUGUAUUAUACAUUAUAUUCUUUUCAA
Ipomoea nil (Japanese morning glory) is the source of this 1520-nucleotide messenger RNA. Its product is annotated as methylesterase 3-like. NCBI's taxonomy places the organism in Eukaryota, Viridiplantae, Streptophyta, Magnoliopsida, Solanales, Convolvulaceae. The transcript is spliced from 3 exons. Gene Ontology annotation, biological process: salicylic acid metabolic process; jasmonic acid metabolic process. Gene Ontology annotation, molecular function: methyl jasmonate esterase activity; methyl indole-3-acetate esterase activity; methyl salicylate esterase activity. The record is from RefSeq and is a predicted model, not a curated record. The coding region runs from base 86 to 949 and encodes 287 amino acids.